This is a messenger RNA of Crotalus tigris (Tiger rattlesnake), 4487 nucleotides long. It is a transcript of the gene SHOC1, whose product is annotated as shortage in chiasmata 1. NCBI's taxonomy places the organism in Eukaryota, Metazoa, Chordata, Lepidosauria, Squamata, Viperidae. Gene Ontology annotation, biological process: resolution of meiotic recombination intermediates. The record is from RefSeq and is a predicted model, not a curated record. Gene Ontology annotation, cellular component: condensed nuclear chromosome. The transcript is spliced from 25 exons. Gene Ontology annotation, molecular function: ATP hydrolysis activity; single-stranded DNA binding. The coding region runs from base 1 to 4314 and encodes 1437 amino acids.
AUGAAAAGGAAACCCAUUUCAAAUACUGCCUUCCAUACUCCUAGUGAAGAUUUUGAAAUUAUUCCAAGUUCAAAUCCUUGUUCUCAGUUUAGUACAGAAGAUUAUAUGCUUAUGAAAGAGGAACUUGACAAAGAGGAACUAGCUGAUAGAAAUCGACUGCAGCUGGAUUAUUUUCCAGUUGCACUUAAAGAAGGUUUAUAUAUUGAAGAAGAACUUGUUUUCACUAAUAAUUUGACACAGUCUGCUAAACGUCUACCUACUCUGCAAACACUCUUGAGUCGGCUAAGUGUUUUCCAAGUACAAGAUCCCCUUUUAAAUUUUAAAGGUGACAGUUUCAUAGAAGAAGACAUAUUGAGGGAGUGCUUGACUUUCAGAAGGAGUGUGACACCUCAAGAAAAAGGGAUGGAAUUAAGUGAAGAUUUCUGCAAAGUUUCUUUAAAGGAUGAAGAGAUUCCUUUAUUUCUUGUUAAUUUUCAAUUCUGUGAAGCAACAAAUGCAAAGCUGGAUAAGGAGAUUCUCACAUGUUUAGCCCUAAAAUCUUCAUUACAAAUAACUCCAGAAAUUUUAGAAGAUGAAAAUGAAUGUGUCAGAAUAACUAAUGAAAAACUUAACAUGACAAUUAUACCGGAGAUGAUAAAGAGCUCAAAACAUUACUUUACUCAAGAGGUUUAUUCGAGUCAGGGCAAAGAUCUACCAGAAUUCAACAAUCCAAUAAAUUACAUUGGAGAACUUGAGGUGCCAUUAACUCCUCUAUGUAGGAAAGAAAAUAUGCACAUGAAUUCAUUGUAUGUCCACUUAAAACCAGAACCUGUUUCUCCCAUUAAUAAAAGUGAUUUCAUUACAGAAUCUACUUCAAACUAUUUGGAAGGGCUUAUGUGGCAGUCAGAGAAAUACCAGAAUGCUAUGACUUCACUUUUCCUAAUAGUACCUCAAACUUCUAUGGCUAUAUGUCAACAGUUGUCAGUCACAGAACUGAAGACAAAGUUGUCUAUACAUGAAAAUUCCAUGACUGCCGGACUCUUGGAAGAAGAUGAGUGGAUUAAUUUAAGAGAAAACCUGACUGUACCGUGUGUCUUAGAAGCACUGAGCAUAAAUGUAAAUGAUGAGAGAAGACUUGAUAAUAUGAAUAUUGAAGAUUUUUCCAAAAUUACUAAUUUCCAGUUAGACAAAUGGCUUGAUGACAAGAAUCCCUACUGCGACAGCAACAUGAAGAUUUUCAGUAUCCCUCAUUAUACUGGGACCAAGGAUUUUUAUUCUCCUAAAAAAAAUGAGACUUUUUCUUUACUACCUCUGACACCUACUUCACUACAGUAUGGUAUUUCUACAGCCAACAACAAUGUAUCUACUGAAAAUAAUAUCAAACAAACCAAAUCACAAAAUGAAAUUGAAAAGCCAGUGCAGAUUGAAAGCCAUGAAGUAGAAAAAAACAAUCAAUUAGUCAGUUGCAAGAAAGUCUCUAUCUCAGCAAAUAGUACAUUAAGAAGCAAUAAGUCAGCUCUAUCUGAACAGCCUAGAAAAUGUAAAGAUGACUUUGAUCUUUUGAGUAAUUUUAUCAUGCUGAGAUCUAAACAGGUGAUCAGCCAAAGUGAGGAAGGAAAUAAUGUGGAUAUUCAAGAAGAAGUAUUUGAUGCUGAGGAAGAACAACCUUCACUUGAAAGCCACAAAAGUCCUGGUGUUCCUGGCAUGACAGUUCCUGUGGAAAACCUCCAUAGACAUAUGGAAAACCAAUCAAAAGACAAUCAUACAUUAGCUUUCAUCAAAAUUAAAACAUCAGAGUGUCAGUCUCAGGCAUAUCAUAUCCUGGAAGCUGCAGCGGCUCCAGUUUUGAAAGAACUUAUAAAGCUUGACAUGCAGAAUUGGAGAUUUGCCACACUUAAUUCUGAUAAUACUAGGUUUUUUUUGAAACAACAAGAGAAAGUGAUCGGUGACACAUUGAAACAAGGUAGCAAAGAGGCAAAGUAUAUUUUGGCAUUCAGACAUGCUGCUAUUCUUCAUUUGCUGGUUACAGUUCGUGAUCUUUUAUUAACCUGUAACUUGAACACUGCAUUAGAAUAUCUGUCCAAGACAAAAGAUUAUUAUAAAGAUUUCCAAGACUAUGACCUGGAUAUUAUUUGGAAACAGCUGAAAAUUGUGGAAUUUGUUGUGCAGGAGCACAAAGUCAGUCCCAAAGUGACAGAAUUACAGCAUCAAAUUUCUAAGUGGUUACAGAAUAAUGUAAAUGAUCAGAAUAAGGUAGUAAUUGUGAUUAGAAUGGAUUUUGAUGAAGAAACAGAAGUCCUGAUCAAUACCAUUAAUACAGUGCAAGGCUUGAAGGCCAUAUAUUUGAAUUCUAAGAAAAGAGGAAUGUUGUUUGAGAGUAAACAUAUAAUAAAUAGUUUGGAUGUAUAUUCUUGUAUCAUUGUAAAUAAUCAACAUAUUGGGCCUGAUUUCCCCUGGACCAGUUUUUCAUUGGUGAUAGAGUACAACUACAAUGAGAAUUCCUGUUGGAUUGAUCUAUGUAAAAAAAUGAAUAUACCUUACUUAAUUUUUCAAACAGUUCCCCCAGAAGCAAUUGAAACUGAAGAGUUUUUGUCUGAGAAUCUUGGAUAUGAUCUUCUGAGGUUGUCAAUUCCAUAUGUUUUUUUGACAUCUGAAGGACUUCUCAAUACCCCAGAAAUCCUUCAGUUACUGGAAUCCAAGUAUAAUAUUACUUUAAUUGAAAGAAACUGCUGUGAGGCCUUAAACUAUUUUGGAGGCACAGAACAUUAUGUUGUGAUGACUAUAGAUGAAUGCACAGCUAUUGUUAUGCAGAACAUGGAAGAACUCAAUUAUGAAAACUCCUCUAAUAAUAUUGUCUUAAGACUGAUGGCGCUAUCACUCCAGUAUGCCUCCUGUUGGAUUAUUUUAUACUCCAGAGAAAGAUUAAAUUCUAAAUACAGCCUAACUGGAAAAUCCCUGCAUCAUCUUGCUUUAAUUUAUGCAGCCUUGAUUUCUUUUGCACAGAAAUCAGAAGACUUUGAAGUGAAGAUGGCCCUUACACCAGGAGUUGAAGAAACAGCACUUUUGGUUCGCCAGAUAGCUGACCACGUAUUAUUAGCUUCUAAACAACAUCCACAGGAGUGGCUAAACAAGUCAUGGCUUUCUGUCCUGCUAUCAGAAGCAGAGAAAUGCUUGCUUACAUUUCCAUGCAUGAAUCCACUAGUUGCUCAAGUCAUGCUAAAGAAAAGUUCUUCACUGGGAUGGCUACUGGCAGCAUCUUUUGCUGAGCUUCAGGAACUUCUGCCUGAGGUGCCAGAAAAGGUUUUGAAGACUUUUAGUGACAUCACAUCAUUAUACAUCUUCAAGCCACUAACGCAAAAAGAAAUUACGCCUCUUCAAGGAAAUAUUAAUUCUGCCACCAGCUCUCGUUCUCAACUUCCAUUUCUUGAGGCUUUGUUCUCCAGAUUUCAAGGACAUAGUUCCUUUACUGAGUAUUCAGAAGAACAGAACAAAAACUAUUCCCCGGAUAUCGGCCAGAAUGGAUCUUGUGGCUCUCUGAAAUCAACUGAAGAACAUAACUUAGAUCUACCUUCAAUAUCAUAUGGAGACACCUGUCCCUUUCAGGAUAGUGUAAGAGUAGAGAGGCAGCUUUAUCUCCCAUUUCUGAAAAAAGUGGAAACGGAAACCAGAAUAAAUGCAUCGCAUUUAACACUGAAUAAUAUUGGAGGAUCUUCCCAUAACAACAAUGAAACCACAGUGCCAUAUUUGCACUGUAACCAGGACUCUGGCCCUUAUAUUGAGAAUUGCCCACUAAAUAGAAUUACUGUUUCAAAAGUGGACACAGGCAAACAGCUAGAUAUCUCUGAGUUCUUGAAGAAGCCUAUUUAUCAUGAUGCUAAAAAUGAACAUCUGGGAAAAAUUCAACCUCUUGUGCAACAGCUGAAUUUUUUCCAUGAUUUCAAGCAUUCUCCUCACUUCGUUUCUAGUAGAAAUGAUGUUCUGUUCCAGCAAAGCUCAGGCAAUUUUUUAGAAAUAGGAAGAAAAGCAAGCAGCAAUCCUGAAACAGAGGAAAGAUAUUGGGGUAACCCCCCAUUCAUACAAGCAAUGGAUUCUUUUCCCUGUGAUUCGCACGCAGGCAAAACCAUAUCCAGUCCAGACAGGUUCAUGAACUUGGAUAUUCAGUUUACUGGAGAAUAUAGGAGGGGGAAAGGAUCUAAUUCAUUAUCAGAUGAACAAAGACAACAAGACGUUUCAGGUUCGGAAGUUAUGCAAUUACCACAGCUUAAAAAAAGACGUUUAACAUUUGAAAAAGAUCCUAGGAGGCAUGACGGCCAAACACGUCUCAAGUUUUUUUAGAAGAAAUGGAGGCUAACACUUUUAAGAAUUUUGUUGUGUACAAUACAUAAAAACAAAGGUAGCAGACUUCAUCUUCUUUUAUAGCAGGGGUAGUCAACCUUGGCUCUUUUAUGACUCGUGGACUUCAGUUCCCAGAAUUCCUGAGCCAGCUUAGCUGGCUCAGGAAUUCUGGG